Aspergillus wentii DTO 134E9 is the source of this 1224-nucleotide messenger RNA. RefSeq lists its product as uncharacterized. The coding region runs from base 1 to 1224 and encodes 407 amino acids. The transcript is spliced from 2 exons. Lineage: Eukaryota; Fungi; Ascomycota; Eurotiomycetes; Eurotiales; Aspergillaceae. The record is from RefSeq and is a predicted model, not a curated record.
AUGAGUGGGUUCAAAGAUAUCAUGAAGGAUGGCUGGCAUCCCAAAAGCAAGGAUGGGAAGAAAGAGAGCUGGCGGAAUGACUUCAAAGGCAUUAACCAAGUGGCGGGAUGGAUGGGAAAAGGAAAAGACGACAGUAGUGAUCGCUCUGAGCAUGUUUCUCAACCACUUUCUUCGAUGAAAGACCCCUCAGCUUGGGGACCACCACCAAAGCAUAUAAACUAUCACGGCCCAGCUGCCGUGCCGAAUCAGAACACUCCAGAUCGAAGUGGCCUCGGGGCUCCUCUUUCCCAGCAGCAAGUUCGCCAGCAGAAUGCUCGUGUAGAACAGCAGCAGGCGGAGCUUGAGGCGGAGGAAGAGCAGGCUCAGGCACCAGCAGUUCCGCCAGUACCAUAUCGUGCGGACCGAACGGGUCUAUCUACGAAUAAUCUCCCGCCACCUCCGAGACGGGUUGACUCCCCAGCGGACGCUGGUCCUCCUGUGAGCUCUCGACCAAAGCCAAGCAUUCCCCCGCGGGUUCCACCCCGCACCAAUUCAACUCCGCCAUCGCAUACGCCUUCUCCGCCCCCGGCAUACUCCCCGAUUCAACCUACAGAAUCUUCAGAUGGAUAUAUAAACCAGGGGGCUACGGCCCGACUCACUCGAGCCGGUGUCUCUGUUCCUUCUCUCGGAAUUGGGGGAAAUAGUCCCAGGACAACAGGGUCGGUAUCUCAAAGCCCGGUCAAUCAGUUACAGUCGCGCUUUUCGCAGAUGAAAACAUCUUCACCAGCACCACCACCCCCGCCGAGGAGAGAUACACUACCUGAGAAGCCAGCUGCAUCCCAGACACAGAACUCGCACAACGAUGUAUCCUCACCCUCAACAUCUAGCAGCCAAGGCAUUAGAUCCACCGUCAGCGACCUCCGCGAACGUCACGGCGACAAAAUCCAAGCGGGCAAAGACAAAGUCUCAGGGUUCAAUGAAAAGUACCAGAUUUCUCAGCGGGCCAAGAAUUUCAUCGAUGAGAAGAAGGCAAACCAUACUAGCGCACCAAGUUCAGGACCCCCGAUUCCUCGAGAUUCUAAUCAGCCGGCAUCCAGUGUUCAAAUUGACACAGAUACGCUGAGCCGGAAAAAGCCCCCACCGCCACCACCAAAGAAAUCGGGAAUGCGGGCGUUGCCAGUGAACACUUCCGCACCGGGAAGCCCUGUGCCGCCUCCCAUACCGACGUCCACGAAACCCCGCUAG